ACCUCUUUUCUGCAGGCCAGGAAAUUGAUGACCACACUCUCCUUAACCUCUUAUCUUCUCUUCUUAUGAUCUAAAAAACGAAAAACAAUUAUAUUACUGUUGUUAUUAUUUUUGAAUUAUUUUUUAAUCUUUUAUACACAUAUUAAUCCCAUAUAAAUACAAGCUUUUAUCAACGGCUUCUUCACUUGGUUAUUAUAGGGUGGAUCGGCUCACAAAAAGCACCGGCCAUGCCAUGUAGAUCUUCUCUAUCAACAAAAAAGAAAGCACCAUCAGUGUAGACCAAGAGAGAAAGAAAGGAACAAAAAAAAGAAAAGAUCAGAGAGAGUGGGAAAAAUAUGGAGUUUGACGAGCACGAAGACCAAGAAGAAGAAAUGACGGGGAUGGCGGUGAUGCCACCGGGUUAUGACUCAAUUAGCAACUCAGUUGCUGCUCGGUCAAAAAUUGGUCCUGCAGGUGGUGGAGGAGAAGGUGCUUCAACAACAACGGCAAACACAAACACAAGAAAAUCUUCAAUCAGAUACAGAGAGUGUCAAAAAAACCAUGCGGUGGGAAUCGGUGGACACGCACUUGAUGGUUGUGGUGAAUUCAUGGCCGCGGGGGAUGAAGGUACUUUGGAUGCACUUAAAUGUGCAGCGUGUAAUUGCCACCGUAAUUUCCAUCGCAAAGAGUCUGGUGGAGGUGGAGGUGAGGUAAUAUUAUAUCACGGCCAUCACCACCAGCAACAGCCACAAUUCUCUCCUUACUAUCGUGCUCCACCACCGACUGGGUAUCUUCAUCACUUGACACCAACCCCGCAGUCAAGGCCACUAGCCUUGCCGGCUGCUUCUGGUGGGGGUGCUGCUGCUGCUGCUGGGUAUAGUAGGGAAGAGGAGGAUGUGUCUAAUCCGAGCAGUAGCGGUGGUGGUGGAGGAGGAGGCGGUAGUAGUUCAAAGAAGAGGCAUAGGACAAAGUUUACGCAGGAGCAGAAAGAAAAGAUGUUGGCUUUCGCGGAGAGUCUUGGUUGGAGAAUCCAGAAACACGAUGAGGCUGCUGUGGAGCAGUUUUGUGCGGAGACUGGGGUGAAGCGGCAUGUGCUCAAGGUCUGGAUGCAUAAUAACAAGCACACCCUUGGUAAGAAACCCUAAAAAAUUUUGGAACAUAAAAGACCAGCAUUUGUUAUCAUGGUCAUCUCCUUCUUCCAGGAACUGGUGAUUAGCUACUUACUUAUUGGUGUCAUGGAGAUACUGAGAAGUAGUCAUCACUAGUGCAAUUUGGAAAGGGAAUAUUGGAAAAGUUGUGAUGUCAAUUUAACUAGGGUUCUUAGCUAGUGGCAAUUUUUUAUUUUCUUUUGUUUUGUUUUAGUUUCUUCUCUCCUUUUAGUUUCAUCACGACUGUUAUUCUGAAUACGUUGUUGAUGAUGGGCCAUUGCUCAAAUCGCAGCAUCUUCUAACUGUACGUAGUUUCUUUCUUUAAUUUAAGCCUAUUUGAAACCUA
Molecule: messenger RNA, 1473 nt
Organism: Populus trichocarpa (black cottonwood)
Lineage: Eukaryota; Viridiplantae; Streptophyta; Magnoliopsida; Malpighiales; Salicaceae
Product: zinc-finger homeodomain protein 2
Exons: 1
Coding region: 336-1124 (262 amino acids)
Biological process (GO): regulation of developmental process; regulation of DNA-templated transcription
Cellular component (GO): nucleus
Molecular function (GO): DNA-binding transcription factor activity; transcription cis-regulatory region binding
Source: RefSeq, a predicted model, not a curated record